AUGCGUGGCUCCAACAAGAAGGCCCCGCAGCUCAAGGCCAGCCAGGCCCGCCAGCUGGCAGCAGCGAAGACCGCAGCUGGCCUUGCUGGGAAAGGGGCCAAAGUGGUGAAAGAAGUUGCCAGUGGGUCCCGAGAUGUGGAAAAGCGGCAACUACUGAAAGCUAUCCAGUCAGGGCAGUUUUCGCAUGUGUACUGCGAGUCCCCACGGGCAGUAGCCCGGAACGUGAUGAUCCAGGAAAUGCUCUAUGAGACCAGCAAGGCUAUUGGAACCCAGAUCGUGGCGAAUGAUGCCCCGGACCUGUACAAGCAUGACCCCAGCCCGGCAGAAGCCUUCAUCAGGCGCGUCCUGGGCGCCACGCAGCAGUUUGAUCGCGAUGUGGUUGUGGACCGCCUUGCCAAGGGACGCGAGCUGGCCCUGGAUCAUGCAAAGGCAACCGGCAAAGCCAGAAGGUCGCAAAAGGGGUCUUUCAAAAUGUGUGGGCGCAGCAGCCUAGUGGAGGAGCGAUUGCGGAAGAAGCCCCUGACCAGCUCAGAAAAAAAAGAAUUGAGGUCACUGCGCAAAGGAGUGCAUGAGAACCGCAUCAGCAGCCGGACCCUGGCCUUGAGGCUGGUGCCGAUCUUUGGCAGCCCGAAGCAGAAGAAGCAGAAGGGAAAGCCUCCGAUAGCUCAUACCACCGCUCUGCGCAUUGUGAAUGAGUUGACCUUGAAGAAGGUGGUCUGA
This is a messenger RNA of Effrenium voratum, 720 nucleotides long. Lineage: Eukaryota; Dinophyceae; Suessiales; Symbiodiniaceae. The record is from the annotation of a GenBank genome assembly.